UACUUAGAAGAAAUUGUCUAAGUCAGCCUGUACGGCGUCAGGGUGAGUUUUUCCUAGUAUUUUCUGGGCAUGGAUGCUUAACCGGACGCUCCGAUGGUUUUCCCAGACAGUCUCGUGAGCCAGGGCGCUAAACUUUUUUUGUUUGCGCAUCUCGGUGUUAGAGGCGUGUACAUUUCACCUUGUCAAAAUGAGAUCAUAUAAUACUUGUGAGACAUUACGGUAACCACAAGUGCACCACAUGCGUCAUUGUAAACAUGUACUUACCGUGCGUAAUCAUGCCAGAAACCCAAGCACCGGCACCGACAAGCACGCGAAUCGUCACAGAAGAUCGCCCACUGCCUCUAUCCCGUCGAGAUUUUCCGCUUCCAUCACCAAGUGGAGGACCACGAGGCUCGCUGACCAGUCGGAGUAACCCCAACUAUGAACCCCACAUCAACUUCCACCACCCUUUCUCGACGGGCAGUUCCGGAAUGUCAAACAUCGAUCUAUCGACCACCAUGAGCCACCAUCGCGAGUCAUCCGCGUUCGUUCCGGUCGUGCCCACAAGAAACGUGCAUCCAGUGCUCUAUCCGGGAGAAAUCCACCCUCUUAUGAGCGCCGAGCUCAUGCGCGAGAAUCGCGAACGCGGCGAGUCCAAUAAAAGAGGCGAAGGUUCGUCGGGCGGCGGCGUCGCCACUUAUUCGGCGGUACGCAAGACGCCAAGUUUCGACAUAAUGGCAAUGAUGGCCGAUAAGAGGAAGGAGCUGCAGCUACGCGAAGAGGCCGCGUGCGUCGCGGCGGCGGCCGCACACGCCGCCGCCCUCAUGUUACCCCACAGACCGGGCCCGCCACCCGGUAUCCUCGAGGGUAGCUCGAGCACCCAGUCUCAUCCCUAUCCCGGAUUCUUGCCGAGCAACACCGCGAGCGCGAGUUUUCCUUUUCCCGGCGGCGGCGGGUUGUUUCCGCCCAGCGGGCCCCAAAUGCACGCGCACCUCGACCGAAGGCUACUGCGAGCCCCAGGUCGUGCUUCGAGACCGAAAAAGCAGUUCAUCUGCAAAUUUUGCAACAGACAAUUUACGAAAAGUUACAAUUUGUUAAUUCACGAAAGGACGCACACGGACGAACGGCCGUACUCGUGCGACAUUUGUGGGAAGGCCUUCAGACGACAAGAUCAUCUCCGAGACCACAGGUAAGCGAACGUUUAAUCAUAUACAGGACGUAAGUGAUAAUUACACGGUCGCGCAAAUCAGAGUACCUAGGUGCCAAAGACGGAUGUAGCGAUCGACGACGAAACGUUUUCCAAUUAUGAG
This is a messenger RNA of Photinus pyralis (common eastern firefly), 1289 nucleotides long. Its product is annotated as protein bowel-like. Lineage: Eukaryota; Metazoa; Arthropoda; Insecta; Coleoptera; Lampyridae. Bases 255 to 1172 code for a protein of 305 amino acids. Gene Ontology annotation, biological process: embryonic hindgut morphogenesis; embryonic pattern specification; embryo development. Gene Ontology annotation, molecular function: RNA polymerase II transcription regulatory region sequence-specific DNA binding; DNA-binding transcription factor activity, RNA polymerase II-specific. Gene Ontology annotation, cellular component: nucleus. The transcript is spliced from 2 exons. The record is from RefSeq and is a predicted model, not a curated record.